AUGGAUUCACUUCCACGUACGCCCACGAAAGCCAGACCCACACAGCAACUUUCUACACCAUCUCCAAAAAAUGAUAUUUUGUCUAUGAGAGGUUACAAGAGAAGAAAUACAACCACACCACCUCCACUAUACGCUCUUUCGAAACCGCAGCAGGCAGAUGUUCAUAGACACUCGUUGGCUGGCCAGAGCCGCAUAUCCAUGUCCCCGAAUCGUGAUCUUUUGAAAAAUUAUAAAGGCACAGCAAAUUUAGUUUACGGAAAUCAGAAAAGUAAUUCUGGUGUGACUUCAUUUUACAAGGAAAAUGUCAAUGAGUUGAACAAAACACAAGCAAUUUUAUUCGAAAAAAAGGCUACGUUAGAUUUAUUGAAAGAUGAGCUAGCAGAAACGAGGGAAAGAAUUAACGGGGUUAACCUCAAGUUCGAGACUCUUCGUGAAGAAAAGAUAAAAAUUGAACAACAACUGAAUUUGAAAAACAAUGAACUUAUAUCUAUCAAAGAGGAAUUUUUGUCAAAAAAACAGUUUAUGAAUGAAGGACAUGAAAUACAUUUGAAACAGCUAGCAGCGUCAAAUAAAAAGGAUUUGAAGAAGAUGGAACACGACUACAAGACUAAGAUUGAAAAAUUGAAGUUUAUGAAGAUUAAACAAUUUGAGAAUGAAAGAGCUACACUACUAGACAAUAUAGAAGAGAUCCGAAAUAAAAUCACCUUGAAUCCUUCCACGUUACAAGAAAUGCUGAACGAGUCUGAACAAAAACAAGGACUGGAGAAAGAAGAAUGGCUUACAGAGUACCAAACACAAUGGAAAAAUAGUAUAGAACUGAAUAAUAAACAUAUGAAAGAUAUUGACAACAUUAAAAAGGAAAUCGAAAAUGUUUUAAGACCUAAACUGUUAGAAAAAAAGAGGCUCUUAACAGAGAAGCACAAAGAGUAUGAAACACUCAAACUGAAAGUUGAAGAAAAGAAAGAAGAAACUACAAAGCUAAGGAAUGAAGUGGCUUCAAAAGAAAAGGCUAACCGGGAAACUUUAGAAAAAAUCAGGGAACUUGAAGAAUAUAUAAAGGACACCGAGCUAGGAAUGAAAGAGUUAAAUGAAAUUCUAAUCAAAGAGGAAACAGUUAGACGUACAUUACACAAUGAAUUACAAGAACUAAGAGGAAAUAUACGAGUUUAUUGUAGAAUUCGUCCACCUUUAGAGUCUUUGGAAAACUUGGAUACUAGUCUAAUAAACGUCAACGACUUUGAUGACAAUCGCGGUGUCCAGUCUAUGGAAGUUACGAAAAUUCAAAAUACCCCACAAGUGCAUGAAUUCAAGUUUGAUAAAAUCUUUGACCAACGUAAUACAAACGAAGAUGUCUUUAAAGAGGUUGGACAAUUAGUGCAGAGUUCAUUGGACGGUUAUAACGUUUGUAUUUUUGCAUAUGGCCAAACAGGGUCCGGGAAAACUUUCACGAUGUUAAAUCCCGGGGACGGUAUUAUUCCUUCCACAAUAUCCCAUAUAUUCAACUGGAUUAACAGAUUGAAGACAAAAGGUUGGGAUUAUGAAGUUAACUGCGAAUUUAUUGAAAUCUAUAAUGAAAACAUUGUAGAUCUGUUGAGGAAUGAAAAUAACAAGGAUGACACAAGUAACAAUCUGAAGCACGAAAUACGACACGAUCAAGAAACCAAGACUACCACUAUAACAAAUGUCACGAGUUGUAAGCUUGAAUCGGAAGAAAUGGUUGAUAGGGUUUUGAAAAGGGCAAACAAGUUAAGGUCUACAGCGAGUACUGCAUCGAACGAGCAUUCUUCUCGUUCGCACAGUAUUUUUAUAAUUCAUUUGACAGGGUUGAAUGCAAAAACGGGAGCGCAAUCUUAUGGUACAUUGAACCUCGUUGAUUUGGCUGGUUCGGAGAGAAUAAAUAUUUCUCAAGUCGUGGGAGAUCGUUUGAGAGAAACUCAAAAUAUCAACAAGUCACUGAGUUGUUUAGGUGAUGUUAUUCAUGCGCUAGGUCAACCUGAUAGUGCUAAGAGACAUAUACCCUUUAGAAACUCAAAAUUGACGUACCUACUACAGUAUUCAUUAACUGGGGACUCGAAAACUCUGAUGUUUGUUAACAUCUCGCCAAGUUCUUCGCACAUUAAUGAAACGUUAAAUUCUUUAAGAUUUGCCUCCAAAGUUAAUUCAACCAGAAUGGUCAGUAGAAAAUCAGAUAAAUGA
Molecule: messenger RNA, 2196 nt
Organism: Saccharomyces eubayanus
Lineage: Eukaryota; Fungi; Ascomycota; Saccharomycetes; Saccharomycetales; Saccharomycetaceae
Gene: KAR3
Product: Kar3p
Exons: 1
Coding region: 1-2196 (731 amino acids)
Biological process (GO): microtubule-based movement
Molecular function (GO): ATP binding; microtubule binding; microtubule motor activity
Source: RefSeq, a predicted model, not a curated record